Messenger RNA from Haliotis rubra (blacklip abalone), 4735 nucleotides. RefSeq names its product sialin-like. The record is from RefSeq and is a predicted model, not a curated record. Gene Ontology annotation, biological process: transmembrane transport; monoatomic anion transport. Gene Ontology annotation, molecular function: transmembrane transporter activity. Lineage: Eukaryota; Metazoa; Mollusca; Gastropoda; Lepetellida; Haliotidae.
CAUGUCGAACUCAACAAGAGUUACUAUUGCGUCAUCAUAUUGCCUUCGCUAGUUCUUAUUUCCUGACAGAGUGACGCUUGUUUAUGUGAAGUAUUUAAAAUAUCACUCCGUUUUAGGACAGAGGGACAUUUCAACUGGAGUUCUGAUAACAAGAUCGAGGAAAAAAACGGCUCGACUCAGAUUGAACCAGCUGUCUCCUCUCAUUCACAGCUUGACACAAUAACAUUGCACACGUGGCUUUCAGCGGGAAUAUCAACCACCCAUACGUGUCAUUGUGGCGGAUUUUGACGGACAUGGCUCAUCGGCUAUUUUCUCAAGGCGUUUUGUGGUGAUUCUGAGUGACCGCUUAGAGUUCAGCGCACGGUCAGAUGGAUAUUUGAGUAGUGAUCGGGGCAUAUCCUGGCUUUGUGCGCACUUGGCCUACAUACCACGUUUCUCUCGCGACAAGCCAGUUCCGUUUCCUUAGUAACGAAGUAAAACUAUUCUGGGUCAGUGUUAUUCAUUGAGCACAACAGAUCAAUAUGGCCAAAGGAAACGUUGACUUCACACCGGAAGGAGAUAUUGACAAAUCUAAAGUCCCGUUCCUAACGUCGUCGCGAGUGGGACUAGCUGUAUUAGGAUUCUUCGGCUUUAUCAAUGUCUAUGCCCUGCGCGUCAACCUCGUCGCGCUUAGUGUCAGCAUCGUCUGCAUGGUCAACCAGACAUGGAUGAAGGAAAGCUUAAAGAACGACGCCAACGACAGCGCGUCGGUGUCGGAGUGCGCGUCUUACUCAGCUGUAGAUCCUCAACUCGGGUGCGCCCUGUGUACUUGUGGCCUAACGUAUGUUCUCCUGUUUCAGGAUGGCAAGUUGCUGUGGGACAAGCCCACCCAGGGCCUGGUGUUGGGCGCCUAUUUCUGGGGAUACCUUGUCUCCCAGAUACCUGCAGGAUGGCUGGCCACCAGGUUCGGGGGGAAGCAUGUGUACGGCUGGUCAGUGUUUGUGUGCAGCAUCCUCACCUUCCUAACCCCCAUCGUAGCCACCACCAACUACAUCGCUGUUAUGGCACUCCGGAUCCUGCUAGGUCUUGCCUCGGGUGCAGCGUUCCCUGCCAUGCACACAUUCUGGGGGCACUGGGCCCCUCCCCUAGAGAGGAGCAAGCUAACAGCAUUCACAUAUGCAGGUGCACAAGUUGGCAACGUGGUGACAUUCCCCCUAGCUGGCUUCCUGUGUAAAUAUGGCUUUGGGGGAUGGCCUUCCAUAUAUUACGUUCUGGGUGCCCUGUCCUUGGUGUGGUUCAUCUUGUGGACGCUCCUUGUGAGCGACACCCCGGCCCAGCAUAAACGGAUAUCGGAGAACGAGAGACGCUACAUUCAGUACACCCUUCGUCAUAGCGCCAGAUCACACAAGAAGAUAAAUGUUCCCUGGAAGAGCAUAGCGCUGUCACUACCAUCCUACGCCAUCAUCGUCAGCAACAUCACCUCUGACUGGGGAGCCUACACCCUCCUCACCAACAUCCCCACAUACAUGAGCGAGGUCCUCAAGUUCGACAUUGCUUCUAACGGUCUGUACUCCGCUCUCCCCUACAUUGUGUUCUGGGCGAUGAUCAACUUGUCUGGUUGGAUGGCUGACUUCGUCAGGAGACGGAGCAUCUUCACAACCACCAACACCAGGAAAAUAUUUGACUCUUUCGGUAAGUUGGUCCCGGCAGCGAUGUUGGUCGGCUUGGGGUAUGUCGACUGUUCCCAGCGGCCGUUGGCCAUCACCCUGCUGGUUCUGGGUGUCUCCCUCACCGGCUUCCAGUUCUCCGGCUUCAUCGUCAACCACGUCGACAUCGCCCCCGCAUACGCCGGCAUCCUCUUCGGCAUCUCCAACUCCAUAGCUGCCGUCACGGGGUUCAUCUCACCCGUCGUUGUUGGAGUCAUUACAUCUGAGAGUCAGACGCGGGCAGAGUGGCAAGUUGUUUUCUACAUUGCGGCAGCCAUGUACGCCUUCGGCGCCAUCUUCUAUGUCCUGUUUGCAUCCGGGGAACUACAACCAUGGGCCUGCGAGGAAAGAGAAGAGGGGGAGGAGAUGGGGGAGAAGAUGGGUGUGGAGAUGGAGACGAGGGGGGCUGGUAGAGAAGGGGAGACUGAUGGCAUGUUAGCCGACAACAAAUAUUGAUAAUGGAAAAGUGUAGGUAAAAUCACAUUUUAUAAGAACAGUGUUCUCCUCUCGAUGGGAUACGUAAGGUAUUUGUCAGUACAUGUACAGAUUGUACUUAAUCUGAUUGUGCACUUUGUUUGAACUAAGAGAUAUAGCACUAUAAUGUGAAAACUACAGUCUGGCGUUAUGCACGUGGGUGUGAGGGGUGUCAUGAUGCCCAUAACUGUUUAGAGGGGGCGCUGCUUAGUAAGCUAAAUGCCUUCUCUUCUGUCUCCACAAAGGUUUUAUCACAAAAUGGUGAAUAGUAUGAUAGGAAAGAGCCUAAAUUACAUCAAAUUUUUCAUAUUCUAUAGAUACAAGAGCGGGGAUUUGUCUGGAGACCGUAUGUUCUGUUUUAUCCCUAUCCGUGUCAAAAUAACAUGAUUGGUUUUGUAAGACAAGAUGUACUCGUUUUACUAACCAUGCGUAAUCUCGCUCUUUGGUGGUUGAUAGCCGUGUGAAUGAAUAUUUAUUCCUUUGUCAAUGUAUCGUCUGUUGUCACCUGACAAGACAGACUUUCCACAGAUUGCCAGAAACUUCAAUCACAAGUGAAACCUUCCCCUCAGUGUGUUUGUUACAUCUCAGAUAUAUGCAAUCUAGGUUACCGAAUGACUGGGAGUAAUGAUUUGCCUUUAUUGAUUUAGUGUUCAAUUAAACACCAGUCCUGUUUGUAAACAAGGACCUGGGUUCAGAUGUAUACUUACAGUGACCGUACAAGCAUGGAGACGUCUAAAUGUAUUAUUACCAUGGUAACAUAAACAGUAUAUUGUUACCAUGGUGAAUUUCCUUAUUAUUAUAAGUUGUUUCAAGACUGCCUCUGUUAUUGUUGAUAAAACUGUAUUCCUUUCGUGACAUAGUAUUUGAGUAAUUAUCGUAACUAAGAUGUAGUAAUCACUUAUUAUAUGAUCAAUUUAGAAUCAUUAUUUUCAACAGAGGUAUUAUGUUUCACUGAAAACGUUACGGCUCCAGACAUCUGCAGUGUUGUGCAGUGUAAAUAAUCAGGUCUGGACCAGACAACCCAGUGAUCAACAGCAUGAGCAUCAGUCUACGCGAUCCCGUUAGUGGCCUCUUACGACAAGCAUGGCUUGCUGAAGACCAAUUCUCACCCGGAUCUUCACGGGUAGUCGCUAUAUGAACGCAUGUACGUAGUUUUGUCAGACUAAGUGAAGCCUGAGAUACAGUUAUUUGUGAUUGACCAGAGAGUGACUCUGGAUCAGUCAAAUGCAAGAGAUCACUGUUUCACACCUCUACUCUGACUUCUCCAUUAUCAUCAGAUGAAAACGCUUUUAGUUCAGUUUUAGUCUAGUCCUGGACAGCCUCAUGCGAUGUAAACUAAUUUAAUCACGGUGAGAUGUGACGUGACUUUAGGAUUAGUGUGUAGUGGCCAUCGUUAUAUUGCUUCGCGAUCCGCUGUGAAGAGGUGAUGGUAAUGCUGCUUUAUUCUAUGUAGUCGUGGUUGUUGUUGACGCCGCACUCAGCAGUACCCCUGGCAUAUGGCGGCGGUCUGCAAAACAUCUAGUCUGGACCAGACAGUCCGGUGCUUGGCACAAGGCGUAUGGAUCCUUCGCUACUUGGACACUUGCUGAGUUCGCGAGAAUAACCACCCCGGUCCAGUCACCCCCAUGUUGUGACAAGCACUCGUGCUGCAGGUCUAAUUCCUGGAUCUUCAUUUAGUAGUAGCAUUGUUUCUGGCCACCCGCCCAUCAUAUUCACCCAUUAUCAUGUGUCUUGUAUUGCUGACAUAGUAUUUUCAAUAAGCCAAAAUAGAUAUAGAUAUGCCUAUGACUAACUGACAAUCAAUAUGUACUGUGUUGUCGGCAAAUGCGCCUAGUCCGUUGGUACUGUCAGGAAAUGCGCCUAGUUCGUUAGUACUGUCAGGAAAUGCGCCUAGUCCGUUGGUACUGUCAGGAAAUGGGCCUAGUCCGUUAGUACUGUCAGGAAAUGAGCCUAGUCAGUUAGGUAUCGCCCUUCUACUGGGAUGCCCGUUAUCCGGAUAUAUGUUAAGCGUGUGCAAAACUAUUUUGGCACCCCCGCGUUCAGCAGUAUUCCAGGUAUAUCACUGCGGAGGGAAUGGACUUCACACAUCGUUCCAAAGAGCGUCGAACUGGGCUCUGUUUCAAACUAGAGCUUUCACCACAAGGCCAAACUGCCGCCCCAAAUGAAGUGUGGAUCUUGAUGAGUAUUCACUGUUUUGUAUAGAGGAUUGUCUCAGGGGUUAAUACAUCAAUACGAGCGAUACUGGUACUUCUCCCUUUCACUGCUUGGUGGGGUAGCCCAAAGGGUAGUGCGUAGAUCUGUCUUACUAGACCAAAGUUCGAUCCCAUCAUCAGUCCAUCCAUCUCCCAAGACUAGGGAGAGCGGCGAAGCUGCUCUUUCAGAUAUGUUUGUUUUUUUAUCGAGAGUCUAGGCGAAGUAUUGGAGUUUAUAACACAGACUACAGCGUUGUGGGGAGAAUCCUCCAAGAUAAUUAUGACAAGAAGAUAAAGGGCUUGAUAAAUCGUGAUGGUUGGUGGUCUGUAGUGUGUAUUGUGUUCUGAAUAGAGAUAAAAGUCAAUAAAACCGUAUUUUGUGUA